Messenger RNA from Pelobates cultripes (western spadefoot toad), 2045 nucleotides. The record is from the annotation of a GenBank genome assembly. Lineage: Eukaryota; Metazoa; Chordata; Amphibia; Anura; Pelobatidae.
AUACAGAACAUUCUUCUAUUGGGUGAAAAUAGCUCCACUUUCUUUUUUGCUUACUGGACAGAAGUAAAUGUGCAUUACUCAGUCACAAGGUAUCCAGGUCAGGAUGUAUAUAAGGACAGCUUUGACCUCACCUUUAACAGCAAAGACUAUCGGAACACAGCAACAUGGGAAAGGCAAGACUGAAGAAGUUAUAUGUUUAUUAUGUUAAACUGUUUUAAAUAUUGAUAUUGAAGACUAGAUCUUCAAUAUAGUUGUUUUUAUAGUUAUAUUAUAUUUAAUGUCCAUAGAUAGAUAAUAAUGAUGUUUUUUUUUUUUUUUCAAUAAAUGACCUUCAAAGCAAAUCAAUUGUAAUGUGGUUGCAUAUUUUAUUUUAAAAAAUAUCUUUUCUUCCCCAGAUUAUUUUCUACGAGGACAGGAACUUUCAGGGACGCUCUUAUGAGUGCAGCUCAGAAUGCUCUGACCUGUCCUCUUAUUUCCGUCGGUGCAACUCAAUCAGAGUGGAAAAUGGAAACUGGAUUCUCUAUGAGCACCCUAACCACAGAGGACACGAGUAUUAUCUUAGCAGGGGAGAAUACCCUGAUUUCAAUCAAUGGAUGGGAUUCAAUGAUUCCAUCAAAUCCUGUCGUAUUAUCCCACAGGUAACAACUAUAAGUGUUCAGCCUUAAAGUAAUUGUCAUUUUUUUAUUGAAUUUUCACAGAGCCACAAAACUAUUCAAAUAUAGAAUUCAGGCAUCUAUUGAUGUAUAGAUAUGCCAAUUUUUAUCCUUUAAACGAACACUAUAGGGUCAGGAACACAAACAUAUUAAAACCACCAACUAGCCCCCCUGGUCACCCUUGCCUACCUAACUAUAGUAACAUCUUACUUGUAUUCAAGUGUGAAGCUUCUGGAUCUGCCCCUGAACUGCCUCUGUCUGCUGACAUCAUCAGAGGUGAUGGUUUUAACCAAUCACAAUGCUUCCCCAUAGGAUUGGCUGAGACUGUCAAGGUGGCAGAUCAAGAGCAGAGCCAGCACAAGUCAAACAGAGCCCUGGCCAAUCAGCAUCUCCUCAUAGAGAUGAAUUAAAUCAAUGCAUCUCUUUGAGGGAAGUUCAGUUUCUCCAUGCAGAGGGUGGAUACACUGAAUGUUAGUGCUACUUACACUGCAGCACUGCCCAAGGAAGCAGCUUUAGCAGCCAUCUAAGGAGUGGCCAGUGGAGUUAUCACUAGGCUGUAAUGUAAACACUGCAUUUUCUCUGAAAAGACAGUGUUUACUGCAAAAAGCCUGAAGCGAAUGAUUAUACUCACCAGAACAAAUACUGUAAGCUGUAGUUGUUUUAGUGACUAUAGUGUCCCUUUAAUAAAAAUUUCUGAAAAACACAUAUGCAGUUUCUCUAUAACAUCCAACAGAAUGGUAGUGUAUAUCCUGUAGUAUGACUCUUAAGGGUUCAUGUAGCACUCUUAUUCAUAGCAAUAGUAUGCCCAGGAUUGAGAAAGAAAACCCUACAAUUUAUUGAUUUCUUUGAAUGUCAUCAUAAAAUAGCAUCAUCUCAAAUUUUCUGGAAAUGGUGGUUAUUUAAAGGUAAGUUUAAUUGUAAUAUAUUUUUCUGUAUUUGAUAUGCAUUAAUAUAUAAAUAUGGACUACAAGUUGAGGUGCCUUUUAAUAUUUAUGGUGAAUUGUAAUAAUGGAGUUUCUGCUUUGUAAAUGGGAUUUUUUUUUCUUAUUCUUUAAAGCACCAUGGCUCAUUUAGAAUCAGAAUCUACGAAAGGGAAGAUUUUAAAGGUCAAAUGAUGGAGUUCACUGAAGAUUGUCCCCAGGUCUAUGACAGAUUCCGUUACCAUGACAUCCAUUCCUGUAAUGUUCUUGAUGGCUACUGGAUGUUUUAUGAGGAGCCAAAUUACAGGGGACGACAAUAUUAUCUGAGACCUGGAGAGUAUAGAAGAUAUACCAACUGGGGUGCCGUGAACCCUAGAAUUGGAUCUUUUCAAAGAAUCCAUAAUUUUUACUAAAAUUUUAUAAAAUGUAAUGUGCAUUUUACUUACAUGCAUUAAAGCAUUCAAAUAAUGAA